Messenger RNA from Perca fluviatilis (European perch), 3888 nucleotides. RefSeq lists its product as uncharacterized. The record is from RefSeq and is a predicted model, not a curated record. The transcript has 9 exons. Bases 483 to 3020 code for a protein of 845 amino acids. Gene Ontology annotation, cellular component: plasma membrane. NCBI's taxonomy places the organism in Eukaryota, Metazoa, Chordata, Actinopteri, Perciformes, Percidae. Gene Ontology annotation, molecular function: protein binding.
ACACCACACUGAUUUUAAUCUUUAUACAACCGCUCACCAACAAGUCAUUUUUUAUUUUCACGGUUCUUUCACAAGAGACAAUGCUGCAUCUUUUCACGGAAAGGUUUAUUUUUCUUCCCAUUUAUGAGUUGACACUAAUGUCACAGCGUUGUAUAAAUCUUCUCAAAGCAAAAAUGUAUCCUCCAACAUGACACUAGGUUUCUAAUUUAAGCAAAUCCAAGUAAGUAGUCAAAACAUUUUCAGGCCUCCCCUGGUGGUAACUGCCUCACACUCUACCACCCAACUGGAACAGCGGUUUCAAUGCCUCAACGCAACGCCAGCGCUCAUAACCAUGGCAAACUCUGCUCUGCCAUGGCAACAGUGUUUUUUUUUCUUCACACCUGCUAGUUCAGGUGAUCACAAGACCUCCCGAACUUAGUAAACUCACUCUAGGUAGAGUCCAAGCUGUAAGACUGCACCCAGCGUCGAUCACAUCGGUCACCAUGAAAGUCGCUGCUGGUCUCAUUUUGAUGCUGCUAAAUGUGCAUUUGAGCCGGUCUUGUUCUGAAGAGGGUAACAUUUUAAUCUGCUCUGCGAUACCACCAGUUUUCCCCCCUGGUUAUUCAACUCUGGUGAUGUUUCUGAAGGAUGUUGGGGAGAUAAACUCCACUGUGUUUCGCAGUAACAACCUCGCCUCCAUAACCAGGCUCAGGAUCGACAACGCUGGUGUUACAGGAAUCGCUGAAGGGGCCUUCAGUUCUUUCCAGAACCUCAAGAGUCUCCGUUUAAACCACAACUUGCUGACAGAGAUUAACCCAAACUGGUUCGGUCGGCCUGAUAUCCUCAGCGAUCUCAGCCUAACCGAAAACCAAAUCAAAGUUCUGAAUCAGUCCAUGCUUAACGGGCUCCUUAACCUUACAAGGCUCAGUCUGAAUAAGAACAGGAUCAGAACAAUUGAUCUAAAUAGUUUUAGCUCCAACACCAUCUUGGCUGAAUUGGACUUGUCUGAGAACAGGAUGACUCGGGUCUCGCCUCAGGUCUUCAGGUCUCUCAGAUCCACCGUGAUCCGAUUGGAUGGGAACCCCUGGGACUGUUCCUGUGGAGCUGAAGACUUUGUCGACUUCCUCAAAGAUCUCCAAAACAGAUCUCUGCUAGACAGACCGAUGGCGGCGACCUGUGAGAGUCCUCCAUCUCUGAGGGGUCGACCUGUGUGGAACGUGUCGCUGUGCGUGACGUCUCCUCCACCGAGACUAUCGUCGGUUACGCAAUCUGUCCAUACCAAACCAACUGUUAUCCUCACAGCAGUCCCUGCAUUCACAUCUGCAAAAGUUGUGACAACACCUUCACCACGACCAACAUCCGAGACAAAAACCUCUGUCCAACCCAAACCCAGCGAUGCACCCAUAAUAAUGUCCUCACACACUGCAAAAGUUGUGACAACGCCUCCAUUACAACCAACAUCCGAGACAAAAACAUCUGUUCAACCCAAACCCAGUGAUCUCCUCCUAACGGUCCCUACAUCUACUUUAAAGGCUGGUACAUUCGCAACUAAUGUUUCAUCACCACCAUCAGUGACUGAGCUCUCUGUCCAUCCCAAACCUUCUGGCCUGCCCGUAACAAUAUCUGCACCCACUGGAACUUGCAAUACAUCACCACCAUCAUCUGAUACAAAUAUUGUCUGCACACUGGUUGUUGCGAUAGUGGUCCUGUUUUCGCUUCUGUUUGUGGUGUGUUUCCUGGCAUUGCUGCAUCGCAGGAAACGCAACAACAAAACUGUGAUGCCUGGCCGUCCGGAAGAAAACCGAAACGAGUUGAAAGAAGACAGCAGAUCCAGUUGUGAUCAGUCUCCAGGACCCUCUGAGAAAGGAGAAAACAACCACUGGGACUCAGAGAUGGGAUGGAGGAGAUCCUUCACUGGACUCAGAGCUAAGUCAGCUAAUGCUAUUCUCCUCAUGUCUCCUUUUUGUGCACCUGUGAAAGAUCAGUGGACUUUACAAACUGAGACCGAGACUCAGUCAAAAGACACAGCAAACCAAGAUGAAGGAAAGCAGAAGCUGGGAAAUGAAAGUGAAGUAGAUGAAGGAAUGCAGACAGAAAAUCUAACAAACUCUGAUGCGAUCAAAAAUGCUGAACAAGCCGAUGUUGGUAGAAAUCAAGAGCAAAACUCCCACCAUGUUUCUGCAAACGCUGACACCGUGCCUUAUCUCAGCAUCGGUACAAACCAGAAUAAACCCAAUCCUGAUGGUUUCAUCAACCAGUCCACUGAUGGUCCAGGUCAAAGAUCACAGAUGGGAAAAGUAAUGGGGAGGAUCGCCACCUGGCCUCCAACUGCAGUUCAGUGGCAGGCAAGAUGUAAAAUAAAGGAGGAGGAGAGGUCUGAUGUCUUCACUAUUUGGACACCAAAGUUUGGAGAUGAGGCGAAGAAAGUGUUAAAGAAGAAGGAGCGUCCCUCUGAUUCUGACCGGGACAAAAAGGAAGAUGACCUUGAGAAAAAUGAAAUGGAUGAUUUACAAACCGCUCCAAAUCAAGAACCUUUAAAAAUGACCGUAGCUCACAUGAAGUCGGGAAAGUCUCCGUCAAAACCAAGUGACAAGACCACUUCUUUGGGCAACGCUCUUUCCCACACUGACACAAGGCUAGAGGAGCAGCUAAAGAAGGAGGAGAUGAUCCAGCACCCUGCUACUGCGAGACAGACCCAACAUCUGAAUAAGGAAAAACUUGGUCCAAAUCAAAACCCGGAAUCUUCCGAAAGUCCUGCACUGAACAACCCCAAGAAGAGCAGCAACAAGGCUGAACAGGGGACGGAACCAAAGCAAGCAGUGACAAGCAGGCAGAGGGCAGAGAACAAAAGCACCGGCUCAAGGGCUCCCUCCGGUGGCGCCUCGCCAGAUGAUGAAACCCUGCUCUCUGGCAACAAGUACGCCUUCAUGGACCUGCUGCACGAAGUGGUUCAGAACAACGGUCGCAGGACCAGAGAGAGGUGGAAGCAGGUACAGAUCAACAAGCAGCGGCGUCAGGACCGUGGUACCGAAGGAGUUUAGAAAGUUAUUCACUUAAAAUAUUGUAGAUUUUUUUUAUCACUCUUUAACCCUCUGAGGUCUAAGGGCAUUUCUCUUAGUCACCUUUUUAGGGUAUUUGCAUGUAACCUGAUACCCCAUGUGUUUCAUAUCAAAAUGUUCAAAGCAAACUCAGGUAGGUUUGUGAAUAGUGAGGCCCAAAUGUGUCCUAGAGCAAUGUGUGAAGAGGUAAUAUUGGCCCUGAGGCUGAAAAGCUGAGUUGGCUUUUUGGAAUUCCUCAAAUCUCUUGUAAAAACCUGUACACCCUUACUCAUGUGUUGUGUGAUGAAUUGUUUUGUUGCUUGAAAUUAGUUUACCAAAGUCGAAGGUUCACAAAGGUCGUGUAAUAAAUGAAUAAAAUAGUAAAUAAAUGUAUAAUGAAUGUCUAAAAUGAAAUUUUGCAAUAGAGCUUUUUGAGGAGUGUUGUGUGAAACAUCAAUUGGACGUGCCAGCGUGUCCUUUGUCCUCAAAGGGUAAAGUUAAGUAAAUUAACUUAUUUUGGCCUGCUGCAGAGAAAAAUGAUCUUUGUCAACACUCAAAGAAAUAGUUUGACAUUUUGGGAAAUGCACUUCUUUUCUUUCAUGGCGAGAGUUGGAUGAGAUUUACCACUCUCACGGCUGGCCAUCAAAGGGACACUCCAGUGAUUUUGUACGCCACUACCGUUAACUUUCAGUCUCUGGUUUGUGUCAAGCUCCAAAUAUUUCCCAAAAUGUCCCAAAAUAAUGUGCUUGUGCCGGUAGGUUUGAGGACCUCUAAAUGUAUCGAGUAUUAGGUGUUGCCAGUAAAGUUAAAGGUGCUGUAGGUAGGAUUGCGAAGAUCCAGGACUUAGCCAAAAAAUGUGAACAUCAACAAC